GCAAACUGCAAAUCAAUCAAAUCAAUACAAGCGAGAAGCCAGCCAUAAACAAACAAAGCAUUUGAACAGCGUUGUUCGAUCGGUUUCGUUACAUUAGUUUGUAAAUAAUUUACAAUUUUUCUAUUUAAAAUUGUGAAAUUAGUAAGAAUGGCGUUCGCAAAUUUUCCAAUAUCAGACUCGAAUUGGCAGCAACAGCAACGAAUAGAAACUUCCGACAUCGUUCAAAAAGGUAACACGUUGACAGGCAAGGUGUCUGUCACAAACUACAAUAUCCCGUUUGCUACGAAAACAAGCCGCGAGCAUGUGAUCGGCGGCGCGGUGAGCUUCCAGGUGAAGGUAGUUACAGCCAUGCUCAGCAACGGACACAUGAUUGUGUACAACAAUUUGAUAUUUGUACAGUUCCUGAAACGGCGACAGAACGAUGAACUCAACUAUACGAUUAAGUUUUCCGCCCCAGAACUACACAUACAGAACAAGCGAUUCACUAGCGACGACGGCACGUGGCACUUGAUCCACGAGAACAAGCGCCAGCAGUACACGUUCGAAGUAAGCAUACUGUUGGAGGUGAUGUCAUGCAUUAACUCGUUCGCGGUCUUGCAUACCGACGAAGAGUUGACAGACUUUGAGCUGCGCGGGGUGGACGGGUCAGUACACAUGCACCGCGCCGUGAUGGCCGCCUCCAGCCCCGUGCUGCGCCGCAUGCUGGGCGGUAUGUGGCGCGAGACCGCGGAGGGCUGCGUCGACAUGCCCGGCACCACGCGCGCCACUCUACAAGACCUGAAGGACUAUGUGUAUCUGGGCACGCUGCCCGAGUCAGGGCUGGAGGAGCUAUUGCUGCUCUCGUCUUACUACAUGAUGCCAGAGUUGGAGAAGCGGUGCGUUGACAAGAUCGUGCAAAACGUAACCGUGGAGAGCGCCUUCGAAGUGAUCGAAUUCGCGGCCAAGAACAAGAUGACGCAGCUACUGCUGGCGGUGUUGGACUGCGUGCAGUCCGGCACCAUCUGCGUCACCGCCAUGCGGGAUCACCUGCAGCAGGCCGAGUGAACUCGCACUGCUACCGAGCUAUGCUUUACGCUGACAAAAACUACAAAUGACGUAGGUACAGUGGAAGAGUAAAUAUAUUAAAAUAAGUUGAUUUAACAAAAAACAAGAAUCGUAUUACCCCAGAGCGUACAAAUGUGAACUUUUUCUACCAAGUAAUGAUAGCUAAUGAAAGUGUGAAUAUUUUUCAAUAUUUUAUUGUAUUGAAAAGUCGAAAUAAUUUAUGUCUGAAAUAAGAGGUACGCGGUAGGUCUCCAGUUCUCCACUGUGGUGGCGAGAUAGUAAACAAGCGCAUUCUAGAAGUACCUAGGUCAAUUAUAUCCGUAUAAAAAAAGUAAACGAUACCACAAUCGUUUCAAAAUAAAAAGCUCGCUUAGACAGAUUACAAAAUGAUAUUUGUUUAGUAUAGGAAAAACAAAAUAAGUCCCUUUUGGUCGAUUCGUAUAUCAUAUCGUUUUAAAAUACAAGAGUGUGUUAAAUGUAUAAGCAUUUUUUAAUACUAAAACCAGUAAUAUUGUCAAUGUAUAAGUAUUUGAGAAUGUUAUCUAUCACAUUGAGCUACCCGGGAGCCGCAGUGAUGCUACUUGACGCUGCGGCGACGGUCUCAACACUACCUGUGAAUGUCAUAAAUAAAUCCAAAGAAUCGUCGGAACAUUGACGAUUAAUUCAUCUUUUUAAGUCCAUUAUUGAAAUAAAUACCUAAACUUUGUUAUGGCUAUUCGAAGGAAUAGUUUUUCAUGUUGAUCUCUGUAGGAGGCUAGAUUAUAUUAUAUAGGUAGUGCUCCAUAUAAAAACACCGUCUCCUUUACAGACGAAAUAUUUGAAUAUUAUCAAAACAUUUUAUUUUGUAUUUGUAUUACCUUUAGGAUUUUAUCGUACUAUUUCUACUUUUAUGUGUACUAUUUUAACUGACUGCAGCUAUUUCCAGUCAGCUAACGAUUCAAAAUGAAUUGUGUGUCUUUAUUAUGAUGUAAUGCUCAUUCAUUGUAGUAUUUAGGUUCAGUAAGGUCCACUAUCUUCAUUGCAACAUUUGAUGAUUGUAUGCAUUCGUCAAAUACGAUAGGCGAAUUUAACGCAACCGCUUCAUGGACAGUUUUUAUUGGUUCUAAGCAAGAUGCAAGCCUUCGUCAUUUGUAGGGCGCCUAUUUACUGUGAAGGGUGCAUGUAUUCGUCAAAUGACGCAAUGUGGAUAGUUAUCCUAAAUAAUAAAAUAUACAAUUGUAAAGUCAAACUGUCAUGUACAUGUUUAAAUACUCUGAACGUGUUUUAAAUUACAUAAGUAACUUACUAGUUAUACACAGUGUAUUCACAUUUCUCCAACAAAUACCAAGUAUUUGUAUCUACUAGUCUUCUCAAUCGUAUAUUUUAUUAUAAUUUCUACUGAAACCUAAUUAUUACAAAAUGUAAUCUUCCUGUGAAAUUAAGACUGGUUUUAUAAAUUGACUGAAUUUAUUUUGAUUGUGAUAAUUGUCUUUUGUAUUUUUGUAAUAUUAAAGUAAGCUAAACUCAAUAA
Spodoptera frugiperda (fall armyworm) is the source of this 2554-nucleotide messenger RNA. RefSeq lists its product as uncharacterized. Gene Ontology annotation, molecular function: protein binding. The transcript is spliced from 2 exons. Lineage: Eukaryota; Metazoa; Arthropoda; Insecta; Lepidoptera; Noctuidae. The coding region runs from base 148 to 1044 and encodes 298 amino acids. The record is from RefSeq and is a predicted model, not a curated record.